GCCCUGCCUGUGUCCUGCUUUCAGAAUAGGAUUGUAACAUAGACCUGGCUGAGUACCCAGGUGAUGUGACUCUUCUCUCUGCUUCCUGCCGUCAGAGAAGAUUGCGAUAUAUCCCUGGCCUAGCAUCAAAAUGAUGUGACUCUCCUGUCACUCUCUAUCCACAGGUGUGAUUGUGGCAUAUGUCUUUGCCCAUACCCUGAGUGAUUUUAGUUUCCUGCCUGAGCCCAGCCCAUAGAUGGAAUUGUGACAUAUACCAAGGCCAAGCACCAAGGUAAUAUGACUCUUCUCAUCUGCCUGAACCUGUCACUUAGAAGUAAUUGUGACAUAUCUCUGAAUCCAGCACGUAGGUGACGUGACUCUCCUCUUGUGCCUAGGCCUUGCCUACAAGAAAGAUUGUGUCAUAUCACUGAGCCCAGCACCUAUGUGAUGUGCUUCUUCUGCCAUAGUUCUCCCCACAUAAGACAUUGUGACAUAUUUCUGGGCCAAUUACAUAAGUUAAAUGAGUCUUUGCUUAUGCCUGGAUCUCACCCUCAGAAGAACUUAUGACAUGUUGCUGGACCCAGCACCUAGGUAAUUUGAGUCUUCUCUGCUGCCUGGCCCCUGCCAACGGAAGGGAUUUUAAACUAUUGCUUAAACUAGCACAAAAAUUUUGUGACUCACUUCUUUUGCUAAGCCCUGCUAACCGUGGGAAUUACAACAUAUUGCUGAAACCAGGAUAAUGCAACAAUCAUCUCUUGCCUGGGCCUUGCCCACAGUGGGCAUUGUUACAUAUUACUGGGCCCAUCUUCUAAGUAAUGUGACUGUCCUAUUCUGCUUGGGACCUGCAACAUGAAAGACUGUGGAAUAUCGCUAGGCCCAGAACCCAGUUGGUGUGACUCUCUUCUUUCUUGAUCCUGCUCAUAGUGCAGAUUGAGAUAUUCCUGUCCUAGCAUCCAAGUGAUGUGACUCUUCUUCCUGGUUCCUAGCUACAGGUGGGAUUGUGACAUACGCCUGGGACGUGGUCACUGGUACAAUGAUGACAGUCAUACUUCAACCCACAAACCAGGAGAAAUAUUGAUUCUGUCUGCUAGGCUUUGGGCAACAGGUGGAGUAGUGACUCUUGAGAAAGAAUUCAACAUGCCCGUGAGCCUGUGACUUUCAUACCAGGACACCGUCCUUGGGUGGGAUUGGGACUCUCAUUCACAGAUCCGAUAUAUCAUUGAAAUGGGACCAUUGACAUUCACAGAUGUGGCAAUAAAAUUUUCUCUGGAGGAGUGGCAAUUCCUGGACACUGCACAGCAGAAUUUAUAUAGGGAUGUGAUGUUAGAGAACUACAGAAACCUGGUCUUCCUGGGUGUUGGUGUCUCCAAGCCAGAUUUAAUCACCUGUCUGGAGCAAGGAGAAGAGCCCUGGAAGAGACACAAGAUGGUAUCCAAGCCCCCAGUUGUGUGUUCUCAUUUUGCCCAAGACCUUUGGCCAGAGCAGGGCAUAAAAGAUUCUUUCCAAAAAGUAAUACUGAGAAGCUAUGGAAAAUAUGGACAUGACAAUUUACAAUUAAGAAAAGGCUGUGAAAGUGUGGAUGAGUGUAAGAUGCACAAAAGAGGUUAUGAUGAACUUAAGCAAUGUUUGACAACUACCCCGAGCAAAAUAUUUCAAUGUGAUAAAUAUGUAAAAGUCUUUCAUAAAUUUUCAAGUUCAAAUAGCCAUAAGAUAAGACAUACUGGAAAUAAUUCUUUCAAAUGUAAAGAAUGUGGCAAAUCAUUUUGCAUGCUUUCACACCUAACCAAACAUGAAAGAAAUCAUACUAGAGUGAGUUGUUACAAAUGUGAAGAAUGUGGCAAAGCCUUUAAUGUGCCCUCAAAGCUUAAUAAUCAUAAGAGAAUUCAUACUGGAGAGAAACCCUACAAAUGUGAAGAAUGUGGCAAAGCCUUUAAUGUGUCCUCAAGCCUUAAUAAUCAUAAGAGAAUUCAUACUGGAGAGAAACCCUACAAAUGUGAAGAAUGUGGCAAAACCUUUAAUAUGUUCUCAAGCCUUAAUAAUCAUAAGAGAAUUCAUACUGGAGAGAAACCCUACAAAUGUAAAGAAUGUGGCAAAGCCUUUAAUGUGUUCUCAAGCCUUAAUAAUCAUAAGAGAAUUCAUACUGGAGAGAAACCCUACAAAUGUGAAGAAUGUGGCAAAGCCUUUAACCAGCCCUCACACCUUGCUACACAUAAGAGAAUUCAUACUGGAGAGAAACUCUACAAAUGUGAAGAAUGUGGCAAAGCAUUCAGCCAGUCCUCACACAUUACUACACAUAAGAGAAUUCACACUGGAGAGAAACCCUACAAAUGUGAAGAAUGUGGCAAAGCUUUUAAAGUAUCUGUACACCUUACUACACAUAAGAGAAUUCAUACUGGAGAGAAACCCUACAAAUGUGAAGAAUGUGGCAAAGCCUUUAACCAAUCCUCAGCCCUUACUACACAUAAGAUAAUUCAUACUGGAGAAAGACCUUACAAAUGUAAACAAUGUGGUAAAGGUUUUAGCCAAUCCUCAACCCUUACUAAACAUAAGAUAAUUCAUACUAAAGAGAAACCCUACAAAUGUGAAGAAUGUGGCAAAGCUUUUAACCAAUAUUCAACCCUUAAUAAACAUAAGAUAAUUCAUGCUAGAGAGAAGCCUUACAAAUGUGAAGAAUGUGGCAAAGCCUUUAACAAGUCCUCAAUUCUUAACAGACAUAAGAUAAUUCAUACUAAAGAGAAAUCACAAACCUUAAAGAUGUGACAAUGCUUUUUAUGAAAUCCCAAACUUUUUUAAACAUAAAAGAAAUGCUGGUGGCCAGGCACAGUGGCUUACGCCUGUAAUCCCAGCACUUUGGGAGCCCGAGGUGGGCAGAUCACCUGAGAUCAGGAGUUCGAGACCAACCUAACAUGGUGAAACAACGUCUCUACUAAAAAUACAAAAAAAAUUAGCCGGGUGUAGUGGUGGGCGCCUGUAAUCCCAGCUACUUGGGAGGCUGAGGCAGGAGAAUCGCUUGAACCCGGGAGGUGGAGGUUGCAGUGAUCCGAGAUCACGCCAUUGCAGUCCAGCCUGGGCAACAGGACGAGACUGUGUCAAAAAAAACAAAAACAAAAAAAAGUGCUGGUGAGAACUCGUAGAAGUGUGAAGAAUAUGAGAAAGCCUUUAAAUGGUUGUCUCACUUGAUUGUAGGUAAGAUACUUUAUACUGGAGAAAACUCCUACAAGUGUGAAGAAUGUGGCAAA
This is a messenger RNA of Pan troglodytes (chimpanzee), 3218 nucleotides long. RefSeq names its product zinc finger protein 723 (gene ZNF723). The record is from RefSeq and is a predicted model, not a curated record. The transcript is spliced from 6 exons. Gene Ontology annotation, biological process: regulation of transcription by RNA polymerase II. Gene Ontology annotation, molecular function: RNA polymerase II cis-regulatory region sequence-specific DNA binding; DNA-binding transcription factor activity, RNA polymerase II-specific. Gene Ontology annotation, cellular component: nucleus. The coding region runs from base 1204 to 2739 and encodes 511 amino acids. NCBI's taxonomy places the organism in Eukaryota, Metazoa, Chordata, Mammalia, Primates, Hominidae.